Molecule: messenger RNA, 1767 nt
Organism: Anopheles coustani
Lineage: Eukaryota; Metazoa; Arthropoda; Insecta; Diptera; Culicidae
Product: peroxidase-like
Exons: 4
Coding region: 1-1767 (588 amino acids)
Biological process (GO): response to oxidative stress
Molecular function (GO): peroxidase activity; heme binding
Source: RefSeq, a predicted model, not a curated record
AUGUGGUUUCCUGUUAAGGUGAUCCUUUUAGUGGCAUUUAGUGUGGAAAGUGUUUUCUGUGCAUGUAACUCCGGAUCGCCGUACCGUACGUUCGAUGGAAGCUGUAACAAUCUGCAAAAUCCAACCUGGGGAAUGGCCAACACCCCUUACGGUAGGCUACUGAUGGCCGAUUAUGGAGACGGCAUUUCUACGCCCCGUAGAUCACGUACGGGAGUUGAACUACCAAGCGCCCGUGUGUUAUCGUUGAGGAUGUUUAAUGAGCAGAAUAUUGUUGAUCCAAGAACGACUCUAGUAAACAUGCAGUUCGGCCAAAUCGUUGCGCACGAUAUGGGACUACGUGCUGGAGGUUCCGAUUCAGUGGCAUGCUGUCAAAAUGGGAGGGUGGUUUCACGACCCGAUCGAAGAUGCUACUCCAUUGUGGUACCACCAAACGAUCCCGUUCUAGCGGCCGGUGGAAUACAGUGUUUGGAUUUAGUCAGAACCCUGAAUACAUGUGAUGCGAACGGAGGUAACUGUGGAGGCAAACAAGCACAACAACUCAAUGCUGCCACCUCAUUUCUGGAUUUGUCCCUCGUUUACGGAAACAGUGAGCAACAGAACUCGCAGCUACGCUCAUUCGUCGGUGGACGAAUGAAGGUCGAGAACCGUAAUGGAACCGAAUGGCCACCGAGAAAUCCGCAGUCUAACAGCGCUUGCACCCUUAACUUGGCUACGGACACCUGCUAUCUGACCGGUGAUGAACGAAGUAAUAUCACUCCUGAGCUAACGAUUCUUCAUAUCGUCUUCUUACGAGAGCACAACAGGAUUGCACAGCAGCUUUGUAAACUGCGUCCACUAUGGAAUGACGAGAAAGUUUUCCAAGAGGCUCGGCGUAUCAACAUUGCGCAGUAUCAACACAUCGUUUACUAUGAAUGGUUGCCACACUUCCUCGGUCCGGAUCAGAUGGUUCAGCGGGGAUUACUGGUCAGAUCACGUGACUAUGUAAACGAUUACAGCUCGACCGUCAACCCAACCACCCUGAACUCCCAUGCUAACGGUGCAUUCCGCUACUUCCAUUCCGCCAUACUGGGAAGCCUAAGUCUUGCCCAGGAGUCCCGAACAUUCGCUGGUUCAUUGAACAUCAAUGAUCAUAUGUUUAAUCCGACUGUUUUGGAACGUAAUGAUGGAUACUCGAUGCUAACUCGGGGUAUGACAAGCCAACCGAUGGGACGGAACGACUUGAGCUUCGAUCCAGAGAUUAGACACUUCCUGUUCCGAUUCCGCGACCGUUUCGGGUCCGAUCUGAAGGCUUUGGAUAUUCAGCGCAGCCGGGACCACGGUAUUGCAGGCUUCAAUGCCUUCCGGCAGUACUGCGGCCUAGGACGUGCCAAUCGAUGGGAAGAUUUUACGGAGCUGCGUGGACCUAUGGAUAUUCAACUUCUCAACUCCUUGUAUCGAACCGUCGACGACGUAGACCUUCCCGUUGCCGAGUUUUUCGAACGCCAUCUCCCCGGUACUCAGGCUGGUCCUACCUAUCACUGUAUCUUGAUGGAACAGUUCAUGCGAACAAGGCGGGGUGAUCGGUUCUUCUUCGAAAAUGGAAACACACCGGGAGCAUUCACACCUUCGCAGCUCAAUGAGAUCCGCAAAGCCAGUAUAGGUCGUCUACUGUGCGACAAUAGUCCAGGAGUUUUCCAAAUGCAACCUCGUGCGUUCCAACAAAUAAUGGAUGUCAACCCUCUGGUAUCGUGCCGAACCCUUCCAGCAUUAGAUGUGCGUUUUUGGUAA